CCGCGCGCAUUUCGAGUUGGCAGUUCCGGUCCCGCUCUCACUUUGGGGCAGGAUGUGGGAGCGGCUGAACCGCGCGGCUGCGGAGUUUUAUUCUCUCCUCCUUCACCACAUCUUAGGGCUCCUGGAAUAUAAUGAAGAAAAGAAAGGAAUCCGGAAAGACCCAUUUCUCUAUGAGGCUGACGUCCAAGUGCAGUUGAUCAGUAAAGGCCAACCAAACCCUCUGAAAAAUAUUCUAAAUGAAAAUGACAUAGUAUUCAUAGUGGAAAAAGUGCCUUUAGAAAAGGAAGAAACAAGUCAUAUUGAAGAACUUCCGUCUGAAGAGACUGCCAUAUCCGAUUUCUCUACUGGCGAAAAUGUUGGACCACUUGCUUUUCCAGUUGGGAAGGCAAGACAGUUAAUUGGACUUUACACCAUGGCUCACAAUCCUAAUAUGACCCAUUUGAAGAUUAAUCUGCCAGUUACUGCCCUUCCUCCCCUUUGGGUAAGAUGUGACAGUUCAGAUCCCGAAGGUACUUGUUGGCUAGGAGCUGAGCUUAUCACAACAAACGACAGCAUUACAGGAAUUGUCUUAUAUGUGGUCAGUUGUAAAGCUGAUAAGAAUUAUUCUGUAAAUCUUGAAAACCUAAAAAAUUUACACAAGAAAAGACAUCACUUGUCUACUGUGUCAUCCAAAGGCUUUGCCCAGUAUGAGCUCUGUAAGUCCCCUGCCUUGGAUGAUACAUUCACCACAUCGCAAACUGCCAUCACUUUGGAUAUUUCCUGGAGCCCUGUGGAUGAGAUUCUUCAAAUCCCUCCACUCUCUUCAACUGCAACUCUGAAUAUUAAAGUGGAAUCGGGAGAGCCCAGAGGUCCUUUGAAAUAUCUCUACAGAGAAGUGAAAUUUCUUCUUGUUUUGGCUGAUGGUUUGAGGACUGGUGUAACUGAAUGGCUCGAGCCUCUGGAAGCAAAAUCUGCUGUUGAACUUGUGCAGGAAUUUCUGAAUGACUUAAAUAAGCUGGAUGGAUUUGGUGAUGCUACACAACAAGACACUGAGACAGUGAAGCAUGACGCCGCCGCAGUUGAUCGUUCAGUCAAGCGUCUUUUCGAAGUGCGCAGUGAUCUCGAUUUUGCUGAGCAACUGUGGUGCAAAAUGAGCAGUAGUGUGAUUUCAUACCAAGACUUGGUGAAGUGUUUCACAUUGAUCAUCCAGAGUCUACAACGUGGUGAUAUACAGCCAUGGCUCCAUAGUGGGAGUCACAGUUUACUCAGUAAGCUCAUUCAUCAGUCUUAUCAUGGAACCAUGGACACAGUUUCUCUUAGUGGGACUAUUCCAGUUCAAAUGCUUUUGGAAAUUGGUUUGGACAAACUAAAGAAAGAUUAUAUCAGUUUUUUCAUAGGUCAGGAACUUGCAUCUUUGAAUCAUUUGGAAUACUUCAUUGCUCCUUCAGUAGAUACACAAGAACAGGCUUAUCGUGUCCAAAAACUCCACCAUAUUCUAGAAAUAUUGGUCAGUUGUAUGCCUUUCAUUAAAUCCCAACAUGAACUCCUCUUUUCUUUAACACAGAUCUGCAUAAAAUAUUAUAAACAAAAUCCUCUUGAUGAGCAACACAUUUUUCAGCUGCCAGUCAGGCCAACUGCUGUAAAGAACUUAUAUCAAAGCCAAACUCCCACACUCCCCCUCAAAUGGCUCUGGCAAAGGUUACCAAUGAAUGGCCUCCUAAUUGUCAAAUCCAAUGGAUGCUUUUCAGUAAGAUAAUGUUUUCUAGCUGCUUGUGUAAUUAGUUGGCCCACCAGUUCUUUCUGCCUCGGUAAGCACUUACAAGGCCGUUUGGAAUUUAGCAUUGUUGCUUUCUUGAACUUGUCUCCUUAGUUUCUGUGCCAUAGCAUGUGUCUUAAUUUGAAUUCUACAUCUCUGGCCCACCUGAAAGGCUUAGUUCUCUUUUCUUUUUUUUUUGGAGACGGAGUUUCACUCUUGUUACCCAGUCUGGAGUGCAAUGGCACCAUCUCGGCUCACCGCAGUCUCCACCUCCUGGGUUCAGGCAAUUCUCCUGCCUCAGCCUCCUGAGCAGCUGGGAUUACAGGCACGCGCCACCGUGCCCACCUAAUUUUUUGUAAUUUUAGUAGAGACGGGGUUUCACCAUGUUGACCAAGAUGGUCUCGAUCUGUUGACCUCGUGAUCCACCUGCCUCAGCCUCCCAAAGUGCUGGGAUUAGGCUUAGUUCUCUUUUCAAGUUCCUCUUCCUCUGUUGCUUUUCACCAGAACUCUACCCUCUGCCUUCUUUUCUUCUUACUUCCUAUCUUCCUUUGGUGAUUGCAUUUAUACUCAAGGCUUCAACUUGUCUAGGUUAAUAGUACUUCAUAACUCACAUCUCCAGUUUUCUCUGAGCUUCAGACCCAUCUUUGUUAGCCGUGAAUCCCCAGCUUAUUGAAGUAGCAGUUCAAACUCUAAAGCCAAACACCUCGUCCUUUUCUCAAUGCUUUUUCCUCCUCCCAUACUUAAUGGCCAUCAUUAAUCUCUAACUAAUGCCCAAAACAAAAACCUAGUGCUUAUCCUCCAGUCAUUCCCUCACUCCUUUAAAUCGUUACUGACAGCCUGGCAACAUGGUGAAACCCUGUCUCUACAAAAAAUAUAAAGAUUAGCCAGGUAUGGUGGCAUGUGCCUGUAGUUCCAGCUACUAGGGAGGCUGAGGUGGGAGGAUUGCCUGAGCCUGGGAGGCAGUGAGGCUGUAGUGAGCUGUGAUCGUGCUGCUGCACUCCAGCCUGGACAACAGAGCAAGACCCUGUCUCAAAAAAAAAAAAAAAAAAGGAUGACUGAGUCUAGAACUUGGUAGCUCUAGAAUUUGUCCCCGUCUCUACAUCUUCACAUCAUCAUUGCUUUGUUUCACAUCUGCAUCAUUUCAUACCUGGACUGUGGUAAAAUUCUUUUUCCUAACUGCGCUCUCUGCCUCUGUUCUUUCUUUUCUAUGUCAUUGCCAAAACGAUCUUCCCGAAAUUCAGAUCCCAUCAGGACUUCCUCCUGUUUAAAUGGCUCCUAUCACAGGGAUGCUGCGUUACUGCAUUUCUUCAGACAUUCCACACUCCCCAGUUCGAGUUACAUUCCUGUCUUCUGUUUUCCCCAACACACCUAGUAUUUCUCUGUUGUAGCAUUUUUUUAAAAUGGUUAUUUUUAUUCUUGUUUCUCUCUGUCUCUUGACUAUACACCUCAAGGGUGGGAAUUGUUACCUGUUUACCU
Messenger RNA from Callithrix jacchus (white-tufted-ear marmoset), 3211 nucleotides. The record is from RefSeq and is a predicted model, not a curated record. Lineage: Eukaryota; Metazoa; Chordata; Mammalia; Primates; Cebidae.